Paramecium pentaurelia is the source of this 387-nucleotide messenger RNA. The record is from the annotation of a GenBank genome assembly. Lineage: Eukaryota; Ciliophora; Oligohymenophorea; Peniculida; Parameciidae.
AUGUACAAAUAAGUUUAAUUUAAACUAAUAGAUGAUUAAUAUUAAUAGAUUGGAUUAUGUUAAGCAAUAUCGUUCAAAAAAGAUGAAUCAAUUAUGAUUUCAAGUGAUAGUAAUAUAAUUAAAAUUUGGAAUUUUUAAUAAGGAAGAUUCAAAUUAUCUAAUUCUUAUAUUUAGAAACAAAUAAUUUUAUUUCAGGUUUUGGAUAUUUUCAAAUUAUCUGUUGACAAUAAAUUAAACAAAAUGAAUGGAAGUGUUCAUAACCAUUCAAAUAAAAUAUUGGUCGUGUUAAUUAUUUAAUAUUAAAUAAAUAAUAAGAUCAAUUUAUUUCCGGAGGGUGUGAUGAAAAAAUAAUAGUUUAGUAAGUAGGUUUUAGAAAGAAUGAGUUGA